GUGCUGCCGAGGGGCGAGGACUCGGGCCCGCCCUCCUGCGCUCUCCCGGCUCCCGAUCCGCUCCCGAGGCCGCUGUGCGGAGCCUUCCCGCGGCCGCUUUCCCCGGCCGGCCGCCACCAUCGCCUCCGCCGACAGCCCUGCUCCCCCCGUGUCCCUGAUCAGCUUCCCGGGGUCCCGAAGUCAUUCCUCAUCUCUCACUCCCCAUAUCAAACCUCAGAAUGGAGAAAGGCCUUAUGAGUGCCAGGAAUGUGGGAAAGCCUUUGUUAGUGCAUCGCGCCUAGUGAAACAUAUGAGAACUCACAGAAGGAAGAAGCCUUACAUAUGCAAGGAAUGUGGAAAAGCUUUUAGUCAGUCCUCAUAUCUCAAUGAACACAUAAGAACACAUAGUGGAGAGAGACCUUAUGAAUGUAAGGAAUGUGGCAAAGCGUUUAGUUUUUCUUCAUACCUGACGAAGCAUAUAAGAACUCACAGUGGAGAGAGGCCUUAUGUAUGCAAGCAGUGUGGGAAAGCUUUUAAAUGCUCCUCAAACCUCACCAAGCAUAUACGAACCCACAGUGGAGAGAGGCCGUAUGAAUGUAAGGAAUGUGGAAAAACCUUUAAGUUUUCUUCAGGCCUGUAUAUACAUUCAAGAACUCACACUGGAGAGAAACCAUAUGUAUGUCAGGAAUGUGGGAAAGCAUUUAGUCGAUCCUCUUCUCUGACUACACACAUACGAAUUCACAGUGGAGAGAGGCCAUAUGAAUGUAGGGAAUGUGGGAAAGCCUUUAGUCAGUCAGCACACCUCACUAGUCACAUAAGAACUCAUAACGGAGAGGUGCGCCUUGAGUCCUGUGACCUGGCUGCAUGGAUGGGGACGUCAAGAUGA
This is a messenger RNA of Elephantulus edwardii (Cape elephant shrew), 865 nucleotides long. RefSeq names its product zinc finger protein 846-like. Gene Ontology annotation, biological process: regulation of transcription by RNA polymerase II. The record is from RefSeq and is a predicted model, not a curated record. Gene Ontology annotation, molecular function: DNA-binding transcription factor activity, RNA polymerase II-specific; RNA polymerase II cis-regulatory region sequence-specific DNA binding. Lineage: Eukaryota; Metazoa; Chordata; Mammalia; Macroscelidea; Macroscelididae. The transcript is spliced from 3 exons. The annotation marks the transcript as partial.